UUUUUUUUUUUUUUUUUUAGUGUACUGUAGUAUGAAUGUGCUUAUUUAAACGUUAGUUGUCAUCUAGCGAUGUCGGUCCGUGGCACCGUCGUGCAUCUCGAAUGUUAACGUACGUCGAGACACGCCGGCUGUCGUCCAUGAGCCACAGAGGAAAGUUGUAGCUCGCGUAGAACUAUCGGCGUGUCGCUGGACGAAACGGACUAUGUCGGCGAAUAAAACAAAGAAAGUCAAAAUGGCUACUAAAUCUUGCCCUGAGUGCGACCAACAGAUUCCAGUUGCGUGCAAGUCCUGCCCGUGUGGAUAUGUGUUCAUCAGCAGAAAACUCCUAAAUGCCAAGUUAAACGAGCGCUCCCCCGCCAUAGCAGACAAGCUGGACUUUAAGCGGAGGAGGACGGAGCGCAUUCGCAGAGAGAGGAUUGACUCUCCUCUAACCAGUGACAUGGAGAACAGGAGAAGAUCUCGGGCCAACAGCCAGUCGGAUCCUAUACGGAGGGGACGGGGCAGACCAAAGUCAGUUGGGCUGAAGAAACAGGAUGAGGAGAAAGAAAAACAAGAGAAGGAAGUGGAUAUCUAUGCCAGUCUUUCUGAUGAGAAGGCCUUUGUGUUUUCUGUGGCCUUGGCCGAGAUCAACCGCAAGAUCCUGGGUCAAAAACUCAUCUUAUAGAUGCAAUCCUGAAUGACUGCGAAACCCAGCGCAGUGGACCCAUCAUAGGAAAAUUAUCAAAGAGCAACGACCAAAGAGGACCAAACUGGCUGGAGUUGAACUUUGACCUGGAUGUGCUUCACAUGGAUUAUGAUGAAGACAACGUAUUUUUUAUUUUUUUUAAGGGAUUAAAAACAUACUGCCACCAGUUCCUGCUAUGUACAGUACACAGCAUGUGUUCAACACAUGUGUUUAUAGACUAUGUCAGAUCACUUUAUUUAAGAUGAAUUUCAACUCGAUCUGAGUGCGAAUGAAACACAGUAAGAAUACGCUGCAGUGAACUCAACCCCAGACCAUCUGGACUCAAACAUCCUUCUGUACAGAUUUUUUAUUUUUUUUUAAUUGUCAAAUCCCUGUUGUUACCUGAGGAAUUAUAUUAAGUCACAGUAAUGAAAUCAAUUAGAAUAAGUUUCUACUAUUGAACACUAAAUAACAAAUUCAUUUAUUUCGAUUCUGUGGCCUCAAAAAUGUUCUUGGACAUUUACAAAAACUAACAUUUGAAUAUUUUACCUUGCUGAUCAAACAUUUGAGCUAAUGAGCUCUUAUUUCAUGAGAACAGCAAUAGCAAGAAUUCCAUCUGCCAUGGUUAGUGUAGUUUUAGCUUCUAUAUUAUGUGCAAUCUUAGCUCAUCUGGAACAAACUUAUUGAUAAAGUUCUAAAGGGAUGUAAAGGGUCUGUAGUUAACAAAUUGUUCAGUGGCCAAAAGGUGAUGUACAUUUCUUAGACAUUAUCACUGGUUCCUGCACAUUUGGUCGCAGAAAGCAGUUUUUAAUAAACAUUUAACCUGUCUAGCUGCCAGGAUUAGUUUCCACUCAGGUUCAGGGGCUUGUGGUCCAAAAUGACCAGCACCUACUGUCUGGUUCUUUGGGUCAAAUCCUACUGUGGACAUGGAGAACUGUGAUGCUGCUGAUUAAGCCGGACAUAUAAUGAUAUUAAAACGGUAAUGGACCACGGUGAAGUGUUUUGGGAACACUAUUGUCAUGGGGACUGGCACAAUGUUACCCAGACAGGAAAAAAAGAAAGGAAAUACCAGCAAACAGGUUCAGCCAACAAAUGCACACUGCACCGUUUCAAAAGCAGUUCGGCACCACAGAGCUUUGAAAAAUAAAUGAAUCUGUAGUCUAUUUCAUUUUUUAAAAAGAGCUGAGAUUAUGCAUUAGACCAGAUAUACCACACCACUUAGUAAGCUGAAGAAUGAUUGAAGACAUAACUGCAUGUCCUACAAUUUCAUCAAUUUAGGAAUAUAAAAAAUAAAAUUAUUGUCAUGGUG
Molecule: messenger RNA, 1973 nt
Organism: Scophthalmus maximus (turbot)
Lineage: Eukaryota; Metazoa; Chordata; Actinopteri; Pleuronectiformes; Scophthalmidae
Gene: hdip1
Product: chromosome 4 C16orf87 homolog
Exons: 4
Coding region: 203-664 (153 amino acids)
Source: RefSeq, a predicted model, not a curated record